AUGAAAGUCCAUUAUAUUAAUAUUUUAUUAUUAAAACUUUUACUAAAUAUAUUGGCUCAUAAUCAAAGGAACCUUAAAAGUCCUAUAAAACAUAAAGCAAAAAUACAUAAAAUAUUAUGCGAAUACGAUUUAUAUACGUCCAUUUAUGAUAAUGACCCCGAAAUGAAAUCAGUGAUGGAACAAUUUGAUAGACAAACAUCGAAACGUUUUCGGGAAUAUGACGAAAGGAUGCAUGAUAAACGUAUGAAGUGUAAGGAACAGUGCGACAAAGAAAUACAGCAAAUUAUAUUAAAAGAUAAAAUAGAAAAAGAAUUAAAAUACAAAUUUGGAGCACUACAAACAGAUCUAGAUAGUGACGCUAUCCCUACAUGUGUGUGCGAAAAAUCGUUAGCAGAUAAAACAGAGAAAAUUUGUCUCACUUGUGGAAAGAAUAUGGGAGCAAUUGCACCUUGUUGGGGGUUAGUUAGUGGUGUAGGGUAUGCGGGGUGGCUAAAUACAUCUAUGUUAGUUGCUGCUCAAAAGGGUAUUGAGGCAGGUAUUGCUAAAUCCAUUGAAAUAUUAAAAAAAGAAUUAGGUCUAACUAGUUUAACUCCUACUGAUUGGAAAACACUUAUUACUGCAGAAACAUUUAAUGAUCCAAAUGUACUGUUUUCUUCUAUAAACGAAUUAGGAGAUAAAAUUUGUGUUGCCGCUGAGGAUGGUUUUCAAGGAGACGCUAUAUGUGCUUUCAAAGACAAUAGUGAAUUUACUUUUUUGAGCGCUGUAAGAACACAUACAAAAACUGCUGCUGCACAAGCAGCUUCUGAAGCAACCUCAAUUACAGACGCAGAGGUUUCUGAGGUAACUGCUACAAGUUUUACGUACUCUACAGCUAUAACUGCUUCUAUUGUUGCAAUAGUGGUUAUAGUUUUGGUUAUGCUUAUAAUUUAUUUAAUUUUACGAUAUAGAAGAAAAAUGAAAAUGAAGAAAAAACUACAAUACAUAAAAUUAUUAAAAGAAUAA
Molecule: messenger RNA, 1002 nt
Organism: Plasmodium adleri (nom. inval.)
Lineage: Eukaryota; Apicomplexa; Aconoidasida; Haemosporida; Plasmodiidae
Product: PIR protein
Exons: 2
Coding region: 1-1002 (333 amino acids)
Source: RefSeq, a predicted model, not a curated record